AUGUCCAGUUGGAUUGACCCUAUUGACUUUUCGUGGCUUGGUGGAGGUGUUGGUUGGCCUCCCAAGGUGGGUGGCUGCGAUCAUGAUGGGUGUGAGGGCGAUGAUGGGUGUGAGGGCGAUGAUGGGUGUGAGGGCGAUGAUGGGUGUGAGGGCGAUGAUGGGUGUGAGGGCGAUGAUGGGUGUGAGGGCGAUGAUGGGUGUGAGGGCGAUGAUGGGUGUGAGGGCGAUGAUGGGUGUGAGGGCGAUGAUGGGUGUGAGGGCGAUGAUGGGUGUGAGGGCGAUGAUGGGUGUGAGGGCGAUGAUGGGUGUGAGGGCGAUGAUGGGUGUGAGGGCGAUGAUGGGUGUGAGGGCGAUGAUGGGUGUGAGGGCGAUGAUGGGUGUGAGGGCGAUGAUGGGUGUGAGGGCGAUGAUGGGUGUGAGGGCGAUGAUGGGUGUGAGGGCGAUGAUGGGUGUGAGGGCGAUGAUGGGUGUGAGGGCGAUGAUGGGUGUGAGGGCGAUGAUGGGUGUGAGGGCGAUGAUGGGUGUGAGGGCGAUGAUGGGUGUGAGGGCGAUGAUGGGUGUGAGGGCGAUGAUGGGUGUGAGGGCGAUGAUGGGUGUGAGGGCGAUGAUGGGUGUGAGGGCGAUGAUGGGUGUGAGGGCGAUGAUGGGUGUAAGGGCGAUGAUGGUUCGCAUGAUAGGAUGGCUGCGUGA
Molecule: messenger RNA, 690 nt
Organism: Closterium sp. Yama58-4
Lineage: Eukaryota; Viridiplantae; Streptophyta; Zygnematophyceae; Desmidiales; Closteriaceae
Source: the annotation of a GenBank genome assembly